Messenger RNA from Fusarium graminearum PH-1, 853 nucleotides. RefSeq names its product cytochrome c oxidase polypeptide IV. The transcript has 4 exons. NCBI's taxonomy places the organism in Eukaryota, Fungi, Ascomycota, Sordariomycetes, Hypocreales, Nectriaceae. Gene Ontology annotation, biological process: mitochondrial electron transport, cytochrome c to oxygen. Gene Ontology annotation, cellular component: mitochondrial envelope. The record is from RefSeq and is a predicted model, not a curated record. Bases 73 to 678 code for a protein of 201 amino acids.
ACACCCUCUACCUCGCAUCCCCGAGUCAUCCUCAUUGCCAGGCGCAAACCCGAUCCGAUAAGAAAAACAACAAUGUUUCUGCAACGCUCCGCCAUCACCGCGGCUCGCCGCGUCGCCGCCCGACCUGCUGUCGCUCGCACCUUUGUCACCUCCGUCGCUCGCCUUGAUGCCAGCCGCCCUGCCACCCCCAGCGAGCAGGCCGCUGCUCUUGCUGGCACCGCCGAGAAGAAGGUUGGAUCCUACAAGGUCCUGAAGGAGAUCCGAACCGAGGAGGAUCUCUUCGGUCCUGGUGCCGCCCCCGGUACCGUCCCUACCGAUCUCGAGCAGUCCACCGGUCUUGAGCGUCUGGAGAUUCUCGGUAAGAUGGAGGGUGUCGACAUCUUCGACAUGCGCCCUCUCGAUGCCACCCGCCUCGGAACGAUGAAGGACCCCAUUAUGGUCCGAUCUGCUGGUGAGGAGCAGUUCGCUGGUUGCACUGGUUUCCCCGCCGACUCUCACAGUGUUACCUGGCUCGGCAUUACCCGCGAGCGCCCUAUCGAGCGAUGCCCCGAGUGCGGCAGCGUUUACAAGAUGGACUACGUUGGUCCUGAGGACGAUCACCACCACCACCACCCUCCUGAGUUUGAGGAGCCCAAGACCUUUGCCGAUUACAUCAAGCCUGAGUACCGAUACAAAUAAAUGCAUUGCGCCGAGAGACAUUGAGGAGAUUGGGCUGCAGCAUCAAGUGAAAACUAGACGGGUGUGAUGCUGCCCCGGGAAGAGGAUCCAUUUUGUGUAGAUUAGGGUGCCUUGUUCCCUGUGUCAAUUUACUAAGUUAGCUUGCAGAAGUUGAUGUUGACUAUAUAACAGAUUC